AAACAGCGAGUGACCGAAUCUGGACCAUAUCAGAAAAGAAGCGAUUACAAUCGCUCGUUGUUACAUAGUGAGGGAUUAGCAAGACGAUCUCAAUCUGCUACGGCCUGAUACGAAUCCUCUUGCAGCAAUGGCUUCUCUUGCUGAACAGCUCCUCAAGCGAAAUGAAGCUUAUAUUGAGCACCGCCAUAGACCGAUCCCAUUGUUUACCGAUCUUGGCUUCACGCCGAAGAAAAUGAUUUUCUCCUGCAUUGAUGCCCGUAUCAAGCCUGCAGAGCUUCUAGGGCUCACGGAUGCAGAUGAGGCUGUUAUCGUACGAACCGCUUCAGGAACUCCAGCAAGGAACUUGAUAGACAUUGCGGCUAUCGACAAUUUAACUACGCUCACAGAACUUAUUGUGAUCAAACAUACCGAUUGUGGCGCAACCUAUAUGACGGAUGAUCAAAUCCGAGCACAUAUUAGGACACACAACGCAGACGUCGACGGUCAAGUGUUGAAAGAUUAUUCUGUGGGAACUACGCAUGACAUCGUCGAAAGAACUCGCCAGGACGUUGAAAUCAUCAAAAACUCUCCUAUUAUACGAAAGGAAUUACGAGACACUGUUUCUGGUCUAGUAUUUGAUAUUACAACCGGGAAACUCACCCGAAUCGUUUAGAUUGGCUAUAAUAGAUAAUCCUGGUGGCUGGUGUCACACGGACAGUCCUAUGAGACCUAAAGACCCGAAGAUAACCGACGCUACCCCUGGAGGAAAGUGAGGCUAUAAGCGAUUGGAUAAGAACAAUCUGUUAGCUGCAAGAAGACCAACAGUUAAGGUAUGAAUGCCCAACAGACAGAAGGGAGUCACAGAUUGUAUGAGGCCUGAAUGAGCAUAAAUAGCUAAGGAAUCUCCCACUCCAGGAGAGAGAGAGAGAUCAAGGCCCUAGAGACCCCUAG
This is a messenger RNA of Xylaria bambusicola, 930 nucleotides long. RefSeq names its product carbonic anhydrase. The coding region runs from base 128 to 652 and encodes 174 amino acids. Gene Ontology annotation, molecular function: carbonate dehydratase activity; zinc ion binding. The record is from RefSeq and is a predicted model, not a curated record. The transcript has 8 exons. Lineage: Eukaryota; Fungi; Ascomycota; Sordariomycetes; Xylariales; Xylariaceae.